Molecule: messenger RNA, 5667 nt
Organism: Candidozyma duobushaemuli
Lineage: Eukaryota; Fungi; Ascomycota; Pichiomycetes; Serinales; Metschnikowiaceae
Gene: MYO1
Product: myosin 1
Exons: 2
Coding region: 1-5667 (1888 amino acids)
Biological process (GO): vesicle transport along actin filament; actin filament organization
Cellular component (GO): myosin complex; cytoplasm; vesicle
Molecular function (GO): ATP binding; actin filament binding; microfilament motor activity
Source: RefSeq, a predicted model, not a curated record
AUGUCCGACGACUUCAGCACGAAAAACUGGGUUUGGGUCCCGGAUAGAGAUGAGCUUUUUGUCCGAGGCUAUAUCACUGAAUACCAGAAAAAUGACCUUUGCAAAGUUACGGUGAAGAAAAAUGGAACAGAAACUGUCCAAGAGCUCCCUCUGAAGGUCUUGGAGAAUUGCAAUCCUCCCAAAUUCAACAAGUGUGAAGAUAUGGCCGAGUUGACGCAUUUGAACGAGCCUUCCGUCAUUUAUAAUCUUUUCCUCCGGUACAAUGACGACUUGAUCUAUACGUACUCCGGAUUAUUCUUGGUCGCUAUAAAUCCAUACAAGAAGCUUCCGAUUUAUGAACAGAGUGUAUUGAACAAAUUCCAUAAGCUGGCAGAGAAAUCCAGCAAACUGGAGGACCGCUUGCCGCCACACAUUUUCGCCCUUGCAGAAAACACAUACAGAAACUUGCUAGAGAACCAGAAAGAUCAGCUGAUCUUGGUUACCGGUGAAAGUGGAGCUGGUAAGACAGAAAACACCAAGAAAGUCAUCCAAUAUCUCUCGCUGAUCUCCACCGACGACAAGUCCGACCACGCUAAUGAUAUCCAUAAUAAGAUCCUACGAGCCAAUCCCAUCUUGGAGUCCUUCGGUAACGCCAAAACCAUCAAGAACAACAACUCGUCGCGUUUUGGUAAGUUCAUCAAAAUCUUCUUCGACACCAAGGGCCUCAUCUCGGGAGCCACAAUUGACUACUACCUUCUUGAAAAGCUGAGAGUGCUGCACCAGUCGCUGGACGAGAGGAACUACCAUGCAUUCUACCAACUUCUUCGAGGCGAAUCAAAGGAGACGUUGAAAUCAAAGUACUUCUUGGACUCAUCAAUCAAAAACUACAACUACAUCAGUCUGUCUGUUGCCACGAUACCCAAUGUUGAUGACUCUAGAGAAUACUCCAACUUGAAAGAAGCAUUUCUGGUCAUGGGAUUUGAGGAUUCUGAAGUCGAGAACAUCUUCAUGGCUCUAGCCAUCAUCUUGCAUCUCGGUAAUAUUGAAUUUUCGUCAUGGAAAUCCGAACAAGCAAGCUUUGCCAAGGACGUUGACAUUGAUCUCAUAGCCAAGAUGCUUGGUAUCACAUCUAGUGACUUAUCAUCGAACCUCCUUAGGCCUCGCGUGAAAGCUGGUCGUGAAUUUGUCCAGAAACUGAGGAAGGCCGCUGAAGUAAAGCAAACCAUCGAUGCAUUCGCCAAACACCUUUACGAAAAGGUAUUCCAGUUCAUCAUAUUACGCAUCAAUGAAAGUUUAGGUGACUAUAAUACUGACAGCUUUAUCGGUGUCUUGGAUAUUGCCGGUUUUGAGAUCUUCGAGGCCAACUCUUUUGAGCAAUUGUGCAUUAACUACACCAACGAAAAGUUGCAACAGUUUUUCAAUCACCACUCUUUCAUUCUUGAACAGAGCGAGUACUUGCGUGAAGAUAUCCAAUGGGAGUUCAUCGACUUCGGCCUUGACUUGCAACCAACUAUUGAUCUUAUAGAAACAAAGCAGCCUAUGGGUAUCCUUGAAAUCUUGGAUGACCAGUGCAUUAUGCCCAAGGCUAGUGAUGAGACAUUCAUUUCCAAGCUUCUCGAGCUGUGGGCUGAUGGUAAGUCGAAGAGUUUCAAGGCUAAUAAGGUGAGAAACGGAUUCAUCAUCGAUCAUUAUGCUGGCUUGGUUGACUACAAUGUCGAGAACUGGAUUCAGAAGAACACAGACCCUGUGAGUGAAAGCCUCGUCCAGCUUCUUCCAGAAUCAUCCAAUGAAUUCAUCCAGAAGUUGUUCCUGAACAAUAAUGAAAGCACGCCAUCUGGAAGCAUGUCGCCUAAGAAGAAGGGAUCAAAGCUCAAGACAGUGUCUCAGAAGCACAAGGAACAAUUAGGUGUUCUCAUGGAUCAGCUCAAUAGUACUGAGCCUCACUUCGUCAGAUGUAUCUUGCCAAACUUGGCCAAGCGUCCCAAUAAGUUCGACAAAGAGCUUGUCCUCAAUCAACUUAGAUGCAAUGGUGUUCUUGAAGGUAUCAGAAUUGCUAGAGCUGGAUACCCCAACAAAAUGACUUUUGAAGAGUUCUUUGGCCGUUACGCUAUUUUGAAUGCCAACGACAUUGUCUUCACCAAGAACAUGAAGACGAACAGUGAACUCAUCCUCAAGGAUAUCCAACUUGAUCCUGAAGUAUACAAACUUGGUAUCACAAAGAUCUUCUUCAAGAAUGGCAUUCUCGGUAAGCUCGAGGAAUUGCGGGACUUGAGACUCAAAAAGAUUAUUACUGAUUUCCAAAGCGCAUUCAGAGGUCAAAUUGCUAGAUCCAACUUCAAGAAUCAAAUUGAGACAAUCCAGGCUUCGCAAGUUGUGGCAAGGAACUUCCAAAAAUUAGAUGAGCUCGUGAAUGAGGGCAAGAGUCCAUGGCUCAAAUUGUUCAUCAGUCUCAAACCACUUCUUGAAGAUUCCGUCAAGGUUCUCGAUUCUAAGGAGAUGAACGAGAGUCUCAAGCAAAUAAAUGCCAAGUUGAAGGAUACAGAGAGCGCAAGAAGCGCUUUGGAGUCUGAGAACGAGAGGCUCAAGUCCCAACUCACAAACCUUGAGGAUGAAAUAAUCAAGAACAACCUGGUGAUUUCUGAAAAGGGAGAGUUGUUGAAGAAGCUUCAGACUGAAGAAACCUCUAGAAGUGACAAAUUGAAUGAGACCAACAGACAGCUCAAGGAAGUCAUGGCCACUAGCAGCAAGCUUGCCACCGAGAGAGCGGAGAUUUCACUGGAGAUGGAUGCCAUCAAAGCUAAGCUUGAAGAACUGGAGAAGAAGGUCGAGGCAUUAACUUCCGAGCUCGCUGCAGAGAAGGAAAAUGCUAAGGGAUUAAAGGACCAGCUUGAUCAAUCAGAGAAGGACAAGAAACAUCUCAAGGAGAAUGAUGAAGUCUCCAACAGCCUUAAAAAGAGGGUCGAGACUCUUGAAGCCGAAAUUGUUGCACUCACUGCCAAAAAUGACGAGUUCCAAACAUCUCAAAGAAGUCUGGACUCCGAGCUCAAGGAGCUUAGGUCCACGCGGAGCAUCCAUGAGAGAAAAGUUAUCGAUUUGGAAGCUUUAAAGCUGUCUCUUGAGAAGAAGCUUACUCUGAUGGAGAGCGUUAAUGACAUGAAAAGAAGCACACUUACAAACAAACACACGGAGGAGCUCAGUGGUUUGCAGGUCAAAUACGAUGAGGCCCAGAAGAAGAUUGAACGUUUGCAAGAUGAGCUCAUUGAGAAACGCAGCGAGAUGAAAGAGCAAGCGGGAGAGCAAAAGGAAUUGGCAAGGAAGAUUCGGAGCUUGGAAAAUGAGCUUGGCGAUGUCGACCGUUUGAAGCUGGACUUGGAAGCUGAGAAGAAGACAAGUGCUAGGAUUCAAGCCGAGCUUGAGAACUCCAAGGAUGAGCUCGCGAGACAAAUUCAGAGCUCCAGAUCCCACUCCGAAUCGCUCGAAAGCAUGCGUCACGAAUCCCAAUAUCUCUUGAGAGCUAAGGCUGAAUACUCCGAUGAGAUUGUCCGACUCAAGGAGAAGGUCAAGUCAUUGAGUGCAAAGCUUCAGGACAAGGAGAAUUUCCCACCCAAGAAUGGCAAGUCCAUCGACCCUUCGCUUGCUGAUGAGUUUGCUCAAGUUAAGCUCAAGUUGAACGAGUCCAACGCUAUGAUAAGGAAGGAAAAGUUCGAGAACCAGAAGCUCAACGAGGAAGUGAAGGCCCUUCGUGAAAAGGUCAACGACACUUUUGAGAGUCCUCUGAAGAGAAGCGAGCUUCGCAGAUCAAUGGCUAUGGGAGAAGAAGCCAAGAUGAGUCUUUCCAAUGGCACCAGAACGUUCGAGGAGAUAAAGAACUUGAGGGCGCGGUUGCAACAAGAGGAGGCUAAUGUCAACAGAGCAGAGAAUUAUGCUGUCGAGCUUCAGAAGAAGUUGAACAAGCUUCAGAUGACCAGAGGCAUCAACAGUGCUUCUGACUUUGAGGUGAAGUACAAGGAGUCUCAAAAACGUAUCGUUGAGCUUGAGAAACAGGUUGGUCAAGCCAUGCUGAUGAGCUCCCACUCCAACGGUUCAACUACAUCGUCUCCGCUGUUGCCUUCUGAACUGAGCUCUUCACUUACUCCAAGCAGCAGUAUUGGUACCAUCAGCAGCAUCACCAACAGCGGCGACUUUGCCAAGAUCUACAAGGAUAUCGUUGGCACUUUGCGUACUACCAGAGACGAAUUGAGCAAAUCCAAGAGUGAAAUUCUUCGACUCAAAUCAUUGCUUCGUGAAAGUGAGGACGAAUUAUAUGAAGCCAAGAGAAGUGGCGUCAAGACUGCAAUUCUGGACUACGAACAAGAACUCGCCAAGAUCAAGGUGCAAAACAACUCUCUCAAUAAGCGCCAUGAGGAACUUCAGCACGAGGAAUAUUACGAUAAGCUUGAGCUUGCAGAGUCAGCGGUUGGCAUCAGUAAGAGACACGAGGAGCUGGCCCGCAAGGAGCUUGAACUGAAAACAACAGAAUUGAAACUCUUACGAGAAGAGGUUCGAGCAAGCGAGCGAGUGAUCAAGCAGUUGCGACAAGCCAAAAACGAGCUUGAAGAGUCUCUGAAAAAACAGCUUCAUCGGGAGCAGCAGUUGGAGUCUUCUAUCAAACAAUUGGAGGAUCAGUUGCAGUAUUUGAACGACAACUAUGGUGAAAAGAAGCACAAGAUUGGGGAGCACAAGGAAGAGAUCCGGAUCUUGCGCCAAGAUAUCAAGUUCAAGAUGGAGAAGGAGACUGAAUUGAUCAAGGACAAUCAAAGAUUGAAGCUUCAGAACGAUGAAUUAGCCCGAAUUAAAAAGGAAGUGAUGGCAGAAAACGAGGAAGUGUCCGAGGAAAAUGAUAAGAUAUCUGGCGAGAACGAAGACCUCAAGGUGGAAAAUGAAAACCUUAAGAAUGACAAGCUCGCCUAUGAAAGGAAGAUGGACAAUCACACCAAACAGAUGACCACGUUCAAGAAGCUACUCGAGGACAAUGCAAAAGAAAUGGAGGAAUUGAACGGCUUGAAUAGACUGCUCGAGGAUACAAAGGCACGGCUCGAAGAGGAAGUCGCAACGCUUGAAGAUACAAUCAGAGACACACGUGGGAACUUGGACCUCGUGAGAGAGCACUUGUCCGAGGUUGAGCAGGAAAAGAGCAAUUUGAAGGAUGAGCUCCGAACCAUCAAGGGCCGUUGGGACAGCAGUGAUGGGCAGUACAAGGAAGCCAAGACGGAGAUCUUGGUGAUGACGCAGGAAAACGAGAGUAUCAAGAAGGUCAAUGAGGAGCUCAAGAGAAAAAUUGGCGAUCUCGAGGAGAAGCUAUACCUGAAUGAUCAGCUCAAGUAUUUGGAGCAGAAUGUCGGCAAGCUUAAUUCGCAGGUUGACCGAUUAAAGCACCAGCUUGCAGAAGGCGAGUUGCGUGAGGAAAAGCUUGAGAAGCAGAUCCGGACGCUAGAGUUUGACAAUGAGAGCAAGACGACGCAAAUGAAGCGGUACAACGACGAGAACUUCAACUACCAGAACAUGGUGAACCAGUACACGAGCAAAGUGGAGUUUCUUCAUCAGGAAAACAGCGAAAAGGAUCUCAAGAUCAAAACGCAGGCCCGGGAACUUGCAGACUUACGCGAGAGGCUUCUCAUGUUUGAAAAGGACCGCCUAAUGAGAGAGUAA